Rotaria sordida is the source of this 687-nucleotide messenger RNA. Lineage: Eukaryota; Metazoa; Rotifera; Eurotatoria; Philodinida; Philodinidae. The record is from the annotation of a GenBank genome assembly.
AUGGCAAGUAAUCUUACACGUACUUUCUUGAUGGGUUCACGAGUCGUACAAACAAGUUUUGUACGUACACUUGCUACUGGACAAGCAAAAGGCCCUAUGGAUUAUGUAAAACAAGGUGUUGAUCAACUUAGUCAAGCAGCUGAAAAAGUGAAAGAAGCUGCCAGUAGUGCUGCAUCAACUGUUGUUGGUGCUGUUACUGGUGAUAAUAAUGCUAAUAAAAAAGUUGAAGAUGCUAAAGUACAUGGUGAUCGAGCUGCUGAAAAUUUUCGAACUGCAGCUAAUCAAGCACAAGGUCGUUCUGGAUAUGGAACAACAAGUAGCAGUCCAUCACGUUCUGGUAGUUACUCUAGUGAACAGUCAACCACAGAGAAAAUUAAAGAUAAAGCAAGUGAAUAUGCUGAACAAGCAAAAUCAACAGCUAGUGCAGCUAGUUCAACAGCUAAAAAUUAUGCUAGUCAAGCUGCCGAUAAAGCUCGUGAAGUUGCCGAUGAUGUUGCCAAGUCUGCUAAGAAUGCCGCUAAUAAAGCAUCUGAAUGGGUGAAAGAUGCUAAAGAAGAUUUAUCAUCAGAUUCUAAACGUACUGCUGAUGCAGCUAUUAAUAAAACUCGUGAUGCAGUUAAAAGUGGUGCAGAUAGUGUGAAAUCAGGUGCUGAUAAAGCUGCCCGUCAAACCAAAAAGACCUAUUAA